Molecule: messenger RNA, 1277 nt
Organism: Melanotaenia boesemani (Boeseman's rainbowfish)
Lineage: Eukaryota; Metazoa; Chordata; Actinopteri; Atheriniformes; Melanotaeniidae
Gene: pou2af2a
Exons: 5
Coding region: 131-1024 (297 amino acids)
Molecular function (GO): DNA binding; POU domain binding
Source: RefSeq, a predicted model, not a curated record
UCCCACCGUGGCACGACACUCAGUAUGGUGCUGCACACUGGGACGUAGCUUCUGUAGGCAAAUACAGCAGAGGGAGAACAGACAGGCCUGUGUGUGUUUAGGUGUGUGUGUCACACUGUUCAGCAGCAUCAUGGAAACAGAAUAUUCCAAGAGAGUGUACCAAGGCGUUCGAGUCAAGCACACAGUUAAAGACCUGCUGGCGGAGAAGCGAUCCCGACAGACCAGUGGACCCAGAUACAGCGGAGGAUCAACCACCCCGCCUUCGUUUGUGCAGAUGCCAGGCUCUCACAUGCUGCCCAGCUACUACGGCAUGAGGCGACCUUUUAUUUCUGAUCCAGACUUCUGUCCGUCCACCAAGCAGUUCUCCCCUGACGUCUAUUCCUCCACCCUCGGGGGUAAACCCCUCGGCUGCGAACCCUCCACCAUGACCACUUACUCCUCCCUCAUCGACAGCUACUACCCAGAAACCUUUGGGGACUACCGCAGCGCCGCCACCUUCUCCAGCUCUGGGGGGUCCUUCCUGCCUUCUCCCGCCAUUUCCUCCCUGCUGCAGCCUUUCAACACAGAAACUUCGCAUUUAUUCCUGAGGGACUCGUGGGAGCAGUCGGGCCCAGACUCGGUAUCCCAGGUGGAGACCCUCUGUCCAGACAGCCUGGCCUCCGUCAGCGUCCCACCCUCCAUGCCCAGCCCAGAACCCCCAGGGAGUCCCUCUCAGUACCGCUCUCCAAGCAGAGGGUCCUCCAUGGUCCCAGUCCCCAGCAGCCAGCCCUACACCCUUCAUCCCUUGGAGGACGUCCACUACCACCCUUUAACCACCAGCAGCCCCUACUCUCUCCCCUCCUCCACCUUCCCCUGCCCCCCCUACAUGAGCAGCCCCGUCAGCGACCUGGUGUCCAAGAUGGGGACAGAGGACAUGACGGACAACCACAGCAGCCUCCCCGCCAGCACUGACGUCCACUCCUCCUGGGUUAAAGAAGACGGGGUAAGCUCCUGGUCUCCCUACGAGAUCAGGAGGGCCUACUGAUUGGACCAGGAGCUUCACAGACAAUUCAAACACCUGGCAAAUAUUCUCUUAGCGGCAUUUUGUUGGACACUUUCACAUCAAUUUGUUGAUUUUUCUUAUUUAAAUGUUGGUGUAGCAACAAUUCCUGUAAAGAGGAAAAAUAUUUAUGUGUUCUUUUGUAUGAUUUUAUGGAGAAAAUGAUUUGUGGUUGUUUUAACAUGUUACAUGCUAAAUACCUUUAAACUGACAUGGUUUAAUAAAAAAGUGGAGUUUA